ACCUAACUUGGCUGACAAUUAAUUAAUCAAAACUGUUUUAUGGACGCCCACUUCUUCAUACACUCAAGAUAUCCGAUUAAUCACAUACAAAAAUAUAGUUAAUUCAGUAGUAUAAAUUUAAUUUACGUUAAAAAUUGUGAUUAAUUCAUCUGGUUGAAUUAACCACAAUUUUAGACGAAAUUAAUCAACUGAAUUAACCAUAUUUUUUCGACACGAUUAAUCUCGAGUGUACAAAAAGUGAGUGUCCAUAGUUACUUAAUGAUGCUUAAAAGUCCCAAAGUUAACCAACAACCAUCACAUGUAUUCCUCCAUUCACCCACUUGAUUUCUUAGAAGCUGAGUUUCUCUUACCAUUGGCCAUCUUAUCUUAUACUUAAUAUUUUAAGAUCAACAAUAAGUCAACUAGGGAAGGUAAGGACAGGCCUGUGGGGCACAGCACUCAUAUCAUGAUAUCAAGAGGGUUGAAUCAAAAUUAUAAAACUCUUAGGAAUUGAUAAAUAUAGAAAUUUUCUAUUUGAACAAAAGAAGAAGGAGACAAGUUGAAAGUGACUAGUACUAUUUUAUUACAACAACUGAAAAUUGUUUUUUGGAACAUGUUCUGAGAUUUAUGUGAAAAUGAAGCAUAGAACAUGAUGAUUCUUUGUCUGUUAGCACAGUAGCCUUGUCUUUCCAUUCUUUCAACUUGUUUGGCGCCAGCCAUGAAGACUGUUCUUUCUAUAAGUUUCUUGUUUUGUUGCUCUCUUCUGUUCCUUCUUUUGGAUUCUUCAACUUCACUUCCUCUAUGUAUUGAUUCAAGGGCACCCUUUACCCUUAAUACUACACUCAAGUUUUGUCCUUACAAUGGAAGUACAUGUUGCAACUCAAUACAAGAUGCACAAAUACAGAAGCAGUUUCAACAGAUGAAUGUAUCUGAUAGUGCAUGUUCCUCACUUUUGAAAUCAAUACUUUGUGCGAGGUGUGACCCUUAUUCAGGAGAACUGUUUACAAUUCAGUCCACAGCUAGAUCAGUUCCUGUGCUUUGCAAUUCUGCCAUUCCAUCAAAUUCUUCUCAGUCAAAGGCAUCACUACAUGACUUCUGCUCUCAAGUAUGGGAUACAUGUCGAACCGUGUCAAUAAUAAACUCACCAUUUUCCCCUUCCUUACAAGGUGGAGGAGGAUUACCAGCUAAUAAAAAUUCAACUAAACUGAAUGAACUAUGGCAGUCAAAAACCGAUUUUUGUAAUGCUUUUGGAGGAGCCUCCAGUAAUGGAUCGGUGUGCUUCGAGGGUGAACCUGUUGCAUUAAAUAACACUGAUGCUCCAGUUAUCCCUCCUCAUGGCUUGUGCCUUGAGAAAAUUGGGAAUGGAUCUUAUAUCAAUAUGGUUGCUCAUCCCGAUGGAUCAAGCCGUGCGUUUUUCUCAAGUCAAAUGGGAAAAGUUUGGUUAGCAACUAUUCCGGAAGAGGGAUCAGGAGGACAGUUGGAGCUUGAUGAAUCAAGUCCUUUUGUUGAUCUAACUGAUCAAGUUUAUUUUGAUACUCAAUUCGGAAUGAUGGGAAUGACAUUUCAUCCAAAUUUCGCAAACAAUGGUCGAUUCUUUGCUUCGUUUAACUGUGAUAAAGAUAAAUGGUCUGGAUGCAAUGGAAUAUGUUCUUGUAAUUCAAACGUUAACUGUGAUCCGUCAAAGAUAGGUACUAGUAACGGCGCUCAACCAUGUCAAUAUCAAACUGUUAUUGCAGAAUAUACUGCUAAUGGCACUGCAUCUAAUCCAUCCUCGGCUGAAAGUGCUAAACCAACUGAGGUGAGAAGGAUAUUUACUAUGGGCCUCCCAUUUACAUCUGACCAUGCCGGUCAAAUACUCUUCGGACCCGAUGAUGGUUAUUUAUACUUCAUGAUGGGUGAUGGAGGAGGUGGUUCAGGUGAUCCAUACAAUUUUGCUCAAAACAAGAAAUCAUUGCUCGGAAAGAUUAUGCGGCUUGAUGUAGACAACAUUCCAAGUGCAUCAGAAGUUAGUAAACUUGGACUUUGGGGUAGCUACUCUAUUCCUAAGGAUAAUCCAUUCAGAGAAGAUAAAGAUUUAGAGCCUGAAAUAUGGGCCUUGGGAUUAAGAAAUCCUUGGCGAUGCAGUUUUGAUUCAGAAAAGCCUUCCUACUUUUUUUGUGCUGAUACUGGACAGGAUCUUUAUGAAGAGGUGGAUCUCAUCACAAAAGGUGGAAACUAUGGCUGGCGUGUUAACGAGGGACCGUAUCCAUUCACUGCUACAGAAUCACCUGGAGGCAAUACCUCCCUUAAAUCCAUAAAUGCAAUUCUCCCCAUAGCAGGAUACAACCAUUCCCAAAUAAACAAGAAUGAAGGUUCAGCUUCGAUUACCGGGGGAUAUGUUUACCGAUCCACGACUGAUCCUUGCAUGUUUGGAAGGUACCUGUAUGCUGAUCUUUACGCGGGUGCAAUUUGGGCCGCCACAGAAGACCCUGAAAACAGUGGAAAUUUCACAACUAGCAAAAUCCCUUUCGGCUGUGCACACGAUUCUCCUAUACCAUGUGACUCAGGACCUGGUAGCCUUCCAGCUCUAGGAUACAUCUUUUCAUUUGGGCAGGACAACAAGAAAGAUGUUUAUAUUCUUGCAAGUACUGGCGUUUACCGAGUUGUUCCUCCAAGUCGCUGCAAUUACACUUGCUCACUGGAAAAGGCGUCAACAGCUGUUCCUCCUUCUCCCUCUCCGUCUCACGCAAGCCAUUUGAGUAACUUCAAUGGAUAUCUGUUUCUGCAGCUUUCAUCUUUGUUGUUGCUUUUGAUGAGUUUCAUAUAGUAUAUGCUAAUUAUGAUCACUGUAAAUUUCGGAUAGAUAAGAGAAUGUUUUACUCACAUGCUCUUUCUUGCUUUCUACUCUUUUCCUCUUCUUUUGUGUAAGUCUAAUAAUUAUAAAAAUAUAAGUGAUGAAGAUUCUAAUGCUAA
Molecule: messenger RNA, 2931 nt
Organism: Trifolium pratense (red clover)
Lineage: Eukaryota; Viridiplantae; Streptophyta; Magnoliopsida; Fabales; Fabaceae
Product: HIPL1 protein-like
Exons: 7
Coding region: 698-2785 (695 amino acids)
Source: RefSeq, a predicted model, not a curated record